Molecule: messenger RNA, 827 nt
Organism: Colletotrichum navitas
Lineage: Eukaryota; Fungi; Ascomycota; Sordariomycetes; Glomerellales; Glomerellaceae
Exons: 1
Coding region: 264-719 (151 amino acids)
Source: RefSeq, a predicted model, not a curated record
AAGACUCGUCCCGUCUGCUAGCACGAGCUGGCCUCGACCGGUACCGCGACUCGGGGUCAGGCCCUUUACCACCUCGCAUCGCACUAUUGUUUGCCCUUGCCGUCUUUAUUGAUUUCUCCCCAUUUGUCAACUUUACGUGUCGAUAAGUUGGCAAACCACCCAGUGGCCGAAGUUCCCGGUCCCGUCCGACCUCUGGACUCACCCCUGAGACUGGCGGUACGGCGGCGGUGGGGCACAUCUACUCCAUACAAAUUUUGGUCUGGAUGCCUUCCGCUGUUGGCUCAAAGAUUUACCGCUUGUAUUCGGCGAGGCGGCGUACAGACUGUAAAUAUACGCGUCAUGGCCCCAAAUAUUCGCUAUUCUCAAAGCCGUAUCGCCUUCGAACGACACAUAUAUGUCCUGACAUGUAUCUGGCCAGUUCCGAUGCACCGAGUGCCGAAGGACGAAACAAGGGCCAUGCCACCUUGCAUCUCAAUAGACUCGGGUCCAUUUUUCCUCCACCGCGGAUGUCGGCUCGGCCCACUCUUCCUAUCCGUGUCAGGGGAAUUAUAGACAGGUCUUCCUCCUUUGUCGUUUCGAGCCAUCUGCCAAACUGCUUGCACAUCGAUGCGUUGACGGCAGGCAGGCCUGCAACGCCGGCUCAAGUAACCAGCCUUACGAAUUAUGUCUCCUGCAUUGCAUUGCUGGUACACGAUGUGGUGAGAGUCAAGGCAAACUGACUGCAACUACCCUGAUAGCUGUCUAGGUGCUGCGCCUGCUUCAACUCCGCUUUUUUCUUUCUUUCUUUUCCUUCUUUUUCUUUUCUGUUUUUUUUUUUUUUUUUUUUU